Messenger RNA from Aspergillus oryzae RIB40, 321 nucleotides. RefSeq lists its product as uncharacterized. Lineage: Eukaryota; Fungi; Ascomycota; Eurotiomycetes; Eurotiales; Aspergillaceae. The transcript is spliced from 3 exons. The record is from RefSeq and is a predicted model, not a curated record. The coding region runs from base 1 to 321 and encodes 106 amino acids.
AUGGCCUUAUUUGGCACCGCAAGAACCCCCGCAAUCCCGGAGUGGAUCACGAACGCAGUGGUUCAUACAAGUGCUGUCCUUGGUCCAAUCAAUCAGAAUUUGGUUUCCACUUCUAUCUCCGAUACUUCUAUCGGUGCUGCCACAGAACGGCCAAUCUCCGUACCACUCACAAAUCUCGUAGUCAUGUGUUCCGCAGCUAGUGAGUGCUCCAACAGCGAAAAGGGCUACAAUUGCAAUACUCAGGCGAUAGUACCACUCCUCUUUCCGACCGUCGAAGUGUAUACCUGUGGAUGGCUGAUUCACGGCGAGCAAAUGCCAUGA